Messenger RNA from Clarias gariepinus (North African catfish), 1814 nucleotides. RefSeq names its product ras homolog family member F (gene rhof). Gene Ontology annotation, biological process: small GTPase-mediated signal transduction; cell migration. The record is from RefSeq and is a predicted model, not a curated record. The transcript is spliced from 5 exons. The coding region runs from base 160 to 774 and encodes 204 amino acids. Gene Ontology annotation, molecular function: GTPase activity; GTP binding. Lineage: Eukaryota; Metazoa; Chordata; Actinopteri; Siluriformes; Clariidae.
GAAAGUUAGUGCUGGUGUGGAAAUAUCUCACACUCUCAGGAGGAAGUGGAGAGCUUGUGGUGUGAUAUAUCUGAGCCGGCUCUUUCAGUGUGUGUGUGUAUAUGUGUGAGGGUGUGUGUGUGUCUGUGUCCUCAUGGUUCUGCUGGUUCAGAGGAGGACAUGACGCAGGACAAAUGUGCUAACGGACAGCAGCUGAAGAUCGUGAUCGUAGGGGAUGGAGGCUGUGGGAAAACGUCUCUGCUGAUGGUCUAUGCUAAAGGAGAUUUUCCUGAGACUUACGCUCCAUCGGUGUUUGAAAAGUACAUGAAGAUAGUAAACCAUGGUGGAAAAGAGAUUCAGUUGAACCUGUACGACACAGCAGGUCAGGAUGAUUACGACCGGUUGAGACCACUUUCCUAUCAGGAUGCGAAUCUCAUCCUGGUGUGUUACGAUGUCACAAACCCAACCAGCUACGAGAAUGUGCUAAUUAAGUGGUAUCCAGAGGUGAAUCAUUUCUGCCGUGAUGUCCCUGUCAUUCUGAUUGGCUGUAAAACUGAUUUAAGAAUGGACAAGGAGAAGAUGAGGAAACUGAGAUCGCUUGACCUCGAACCAAUCACAUACAUUCAGGGAGAGGAGACACAGAGGCGGAUGAAUGCUACCCUCUACCUAGAAUGUUCAGCUAAACACCGUGAGAAUGUAGAGGACGUUUUUAAAGAAGCCACCAAGCUGGCAUUGGAUUACAGUCGCAAAGCACGGCAUGUCCGUAAGAAGCGGAGAAAGUGCCAUAUAAUGUAAUACCACCUGCAGUCGCACAACAUUGUUUAGUUUUCUUUAGCUGUUUAAUUUUUUUUUUUAUAUAGACCAAAAUGACUGUAUAAAGACUCAGAGAAUUGCAAUACAUUAUUGUAAGUAAUUAUAAUAAUGGAGAGUGUAAGAAGUGUAUAUGCUGCUAUUGGCGUGUUAGCAUAUUAAAUCUUAUUAAAUCAAGUAUUAAAUCCUUUACACUCUAGUGCAUGUUCACUAGUGCAUAGUUAACCAGUGUUCUUAAUCUCGAAACUGAAGUACACUUUAUGUCGGAUGUUUACAUCUUCAUUAUGAUAGCGAUCAUUCUGUUGGGUUUUAAUCCUCCAGGUGUGUGAAUUGAGGUUUCUCCUCAGAUUAAAAUGGGCAUUGAGGUCACCAAUGUGAUCAUCAUAGCUGGUUUCUAACACAGAGAAAGCACUUUUUUUUCCCCUCUUUGGACCUAUUAAACAAAUUACCACCCUUUUGUAAUUCACUAAAAUGAGCCACCAAGAGGAAGUACUUGAGUGCACACAGGACAGGUUUAGCAGGUUACUUCUGGCCCACUUGGUGCAGUGUUGAGUCACUCACUGCACUGAUAUCCAACACUGCCACCACACUGCAUUAGAUUUGCUAUGAAUAUUUAGAUUCACAGCACCCCCUAGUGGAUAAGUAUUGUAUCUGACCAAUCACAAUCCAAAAUGAUUGAUAAAUUGACUUCAUCUCCAUCAUUUAACUUUCCUGGACUGAGGUUUUCACUGAUUGUGGUUAAAAUUCAUGGAAACAAUAUUGAUCUGUUUUGUGAUUUAUUAUAAUUUUCUCCCAUUUUUAAACAUUUUGUUACAUUUUGAAAUGCAAAUAUUUUUUACAUUUUAAUUCCAAACUAUUUUCAUGUGUGUUGGUGUUCCCUGAUGGAAUUGUAUUUAACUUUCUGUAUGUUUAAAAAGCAUUCUUUGUUACAAACCUUACACAUUUCUGUUUGGAAUAUAUAUAUAAUAAGUAUUAUACCUGCACACAUAUUAAACAUCUGUUCGUGCAUGACUUUUUAAAACAUU